Messenger RNA from Asparagus officinalis (garden asparagus), 2187 nucleotides. Its product is annotated as pentatricopeptide repeat-containing protein At2g13600-like. Gene Ontology annotation, biological process: RNA modification. The transcript has a single exon. Lineage: Eukaryota; Viridiplantae; Streptophyta; Magnoliopsida; Asparagales; Asparagaceae. The coding region runs from base 1 to 2169 and encodes 722 amino acids. The record is from RefSeq and is a predicted model, not a curated record. Gene Ontology annotation, molecular function: RNA binding; protein binding.
AUGAUCCUUAGACCCCGACCUCCAUUGUAUGUUACCAAAUUCCUCCAUACUCUUAGCCAACCCUCCUCAAUUUCCUUUAACAUCAAACUCACCAACCUCAUGAACUCCGGCAAUCUGAACGCCGCCCGAAAACUGUUCGAUGAAAUGCCUCAACUAACAACAGUCUCCUACAACGCAAUAAUCUCAGGCUACAACAAAUGUGGCCAAACCCAAGAACCCUUAACACUCCUCACCCAAAUGCACAGCUCAAAUACAAAACUUAAUGAGACCACCUUCACUUCACUCCUCAGCGCUUGCUCUCGCUCCUCCUCUUUCGACCUUGGCAAGCAAAUACACUCCCUCAUUCUCAAAUCGGGCUUCGAAGGCUUCUCAUUGGUCGGAAGCUCAUUGCUCAAUUUGUACACUUCUUGCUUCGAUAUAUCGAAUGCAUAUCGUCUCUUUGAGCUGUUGCAUUGUAGGAAUCCGUUAUUGUGGAGUUUGAUGGUGGUGGGUUUUGUCAAGAGUAGGAUGUUGGAUGAAGCACUUGAUUUGUUUGAUAAAAUGAAUGUUAGUAGUCGUGAUGUUUACUCAUGGACUUCUUUGAUCUCGGGUUGUGCUCAGAAUGAUGAUGAUGUGCAGCGUAGAAAGGCUCUAGAGUUGUUUGUUUCGAUGACAAGUAAUGGUGAUGUGAAACCGAAUGAAUUCACUUAUGAUAGUGUGCUGAGAGCUUGUGUGAAAUUAGAAGCUGUAGAUUUUGGGAGAAUGAUUCAUGGGUGUUUGAUAAGGUUGGGGUUGGAGCAUGAUGAUUCGAUUAGUGGAGCUCUCGUUGAAUUCUACUGUAAACUUGGGUAUUUGGACGAUACCAAGAGGGUUUUUGAUCAACUGGAUAAAAACCCUUGUUUAAAUACUUGCAAUUUGAUGAUAGGAAGUCUUGUUGACGUUGGAAAUAUUCGCGAAGCUGAGUUCAUUUUCAAUCAAUUGGAGGAGAAAAACCCUGUUUCAUACAAUCUAAUGAUCAAAGGGUACGCCGAUAAUGGAAGGAUUCAAGAAUCCAUCGCUUUGUUCGAUAGAAUGCCUUGCAAGAAUAUAGUCUCGUACAACACCAUGAUAUCGGUUUACCAUAAAGCUGGCAUGUUUGAUAAGGCUCUGAAACUAUUCGAAUUUGUCAAAGAGGAGAAUAACACUGUGACAUGGAAUUCGAUGAUUUCAGGCUAUGUACAAAACGAGCAACCUACCGAGGCCAUAAAACUAUAUGCAGUCAUGCAAAGAUCCUCAAUUGUAUGUAGCAGAUCGACAUUCUCUGCUCUAUUUCGAGCUUGUGCAAGCAUGGGAACAGUCUCUCAAGGGAGAAUGAUUCAUGCACAACUAAUCAAAACACCAUUUGCAUCCAAUGUCUUCGUGGGAACUUCUCUUGUAGAUAUGUAUGCCAAAUGUGGAAGCAUUGAUGAUUCUAAGCUAGCAUUUCGUGGUAUUAUCUCGCCCAAUGUGGCAUCAUGGACCGCACUUAUAAAUGGGCUUGCUCAUAACGGGCUUGGCAUCGAAGCAAUACUAGAGUUCGAAGCAAUGCUAAAGCACCAAAUCGAUCCAAAUACAGUUACAUUCACUGGUAUACUCUUAGCCUGUGCGAAAGAGGGCAAGGUAGAUGAAGGAAUUAUGUACUUUAACUCGAUGCAGAAAGACUACGGAUUGAAUCCUACAGUUGAACAUUAUGCUUGCAUCGUCGAUGUUCUUGGUCGAUCAGGGCGAAUUCAAGAAGCCGAGCAAAUUGUGCUCAAAAUGCCUAUAGAGGCUGACAGUGUUGUGUGGGGGACUCUAUUGAAUGCAUGUUGGUUUUGUAUGGAUUUGGAAGUGGGUGAGCGGGUAGCUGAGAGGAUGCUGGGUAUGGACUCAAUGCAUGUGUCUGUUUAUGUGAUUUUGUCUAAUAUCUAUGCUAGGGUUGGGAGAUGGGAAAAAGUGAGGGAAGUUAGAGAGAAAUUGAGGGGAUUGAGAGUGAAGAAGGAUCCCGGGUGUAGUUGGAUUGAGGCUAAGGACAGGGUUCAUGUUUUCUGUGUUGAGGACAGGAGUCAUCCUGAGAGUAGUGAGAUUUUCUCAGUUCUAGGGGUGUUGAGAGAUGAUGUUUGUUCUAGUUGUGAGUUUGGAUUUGAUCCUUUUGUUUAUGACAUGCAUGAGCAUUUGGUGGAUUCAUUUUAGGCUAAAUUUAUAGUUUCC